CAGCAAAUUCUUAUUUUUAUCUCUUUUUUUCUCUUCUACUAAACAUUCAUUCUCUCAGCAGCUCCUCUUUCUCUCUCCAAACCCCAUGGCUGGGAAGCAUGGAGAAGUGAUGUGGCCAAGAUUGGUUGCCAACAAGAUCUUGAAGAAGAGAUUGGGAAGCAAUAACUUUGUGGCAGACAUUCCAAGCAACAACAACUCAGAAGCCAAUUUGCUUGAGAUUCCAAUCUUUGCUCAAUCUUCUUCAGUUCCAAAUGCCUUCUAUAAACCUCCAAUCCAUACUUACAAGGUUUUUGUUAGUACAUGGAAUGUUGGAGGUGUUGCACCAAGCCAAGAUUUGGACAUGGAGGAUUGGUUGGACAUUUCUUGUGACAUCUAUGUUUUUGGUUUCCAAGAAAUUGUGCCUCUGAAAGCCUCGAAUGUGUUUGGAUCAGAGAACAGAAAGAUCUGUACAAAAUGGAAUUCGAUGAUAAGAGAGGCGUUGAAGAAGAAAGUGAGACAAAAUUUCAAGUGUAUUAUAAGCAAACAAAUGGUUGGGAUUAUGAUCUCAAUUUGGGUUCGAAGUGAGCUUCAUCCAUUCAUAAGGAAUCCAAGUGUUUGUUGCAUCGGUUGUGGCAUCAUGGGCUGCCUUGGCAACAAGGGAUCAGUUUCUGUUAGAUUUCGAUUACAUGAAACAAGCUUUUGCUUUGUUUGCACUCAUUUGGCUUCAGGAGGAAAAGAAGGAGAUGAGAAGAACAGAAAUGAAAAUGUUUGUGACAUUUUAUGUCGUACCAAGUUUCCAAAGGGCCCUUCCCUUGAUUUGCCCAAAAAAAUUCUCCAUCAUGACCGAGUAAUAUUGCUUGGGGACUUGAAUUACAGAGUUUCUUUACCAGAAGCAACUACAAGAUUUUUAGUUGAAAUAAAGGAUUGGGACACUUUACUACAAAAUGACCAGCUAAGGAUGGAGAUGAUGAAUGGUCAAGUAUUGGAAGGAUGGCAAGAAGGGAACAUAAAAUUUGGACCAACUUACAAAUAUUGUCCAAAUUCAGAGGUUUAUUAUGGAACUUUAAAUGGUCUAAAAGCUGAGAAAAGGAGAGCUCCUGCAUGGUGUGAUCGAAUUAUAUGGAAUGGAAAUGGGCUAAAACAAGUAUCAUACAACCGAGGGGAAUCAAAGCUAUCAGAUCAUAGGCCUGUAAUGGCAAUUUUCACAACACAAGUUGAAACCUUAACAAAUUUGAAAACCUUGCAGAGCUUCUUUUUGUCAAACAGGUUUGAUCAUGUCAAUCAUUCUGGUAGCUCACUUGUUCAUGAGGACGAUAGCGACGAUGACAAUAAUGAGAUGUUUUCGACCGUCGAUUUCGUAUACGAUAAUAAAUCGACGUUUCCAAACUAUCUCAAAUGACAUUCACUCCAAAAAAAUAAGAAAAAAAAAAGUAUUAAUCUAUUCAUAUCAUAUUGUAACAUAUAUAAGAACAAGAGGGUUAGAUCUAGAAAUUGAAUUUAUGCUCUGUAUUCUUUUGUUGUUCUCUCCAAUUUUAUUGCUUUUCUAAGCUCUCUCCGUUAA
This is a messenger RNA of Momordica charantia (bitter melon), 1540 nucleotides long. RefSeq names its product DNAse I-like superfamily protein. The record is from RefSeq and is a predicted model, not a curated record. NCBI's taxonomy places the organism in Eukaryota, Viridiplantae, Streptophyta, Magnoliopsida, Cucurbitales, Cucurbitaceae. Gene Ontology annotation, biological process: phosphatidylinositol dephosphorylation. Gene Ontology annotation, molecular function: phosphatidylinositol-3,4,5-trisphosphate 5-phosphatase activity; inositol-polyphosphate 5-phosphatase activity; phosphatidylinositol-4,5-bisphosphate 5-phosphatase activity.